This is a messenger RNA of Caenorhabditis sp. 36 PRJEB53466, 4452 nucleotides long. The record is from the annotation of a GenBank genome assembly. NCBI's taxonomy places the organism in Eukaryota, Metazoa, Nematoda, Chromadorea, Rhabditida, Rhabditidae.
AUGAGCGACGACGAGACGUUGGCCGAUGUGCGAAUAGUGCUUGUGGGAGACGAAGGAUGCGGAAAGACUUCUUUGGUAAUGAGUCUUCUGGAGGAUGAAUGGGUCGAUACGGUGCCGCGGAGACUGGACAGGCAAGCUGUGACAUUUCCAGUCUAAUCCUUCAUCCCGUUCACAUUUCAGAGUGCUGAUCCCGGCCGACGUGACUCCCGAGAACGUGACCACCAGUAUUGUUGAUCUGUCGGUAAAAGGAGAAGGUGCAUGACGCAGACGUUCAUCAAUCGAUAAUGAUAAUAGUUUAGACGAGAAUUGGUUGAUAUCAGAACUGCGCCAUGCGAACGUCAUCUGCGUUGUGUACUCUGUGACGGACGAGACCACCGUCGAAGGAAUUCAGACGAAGUGAGCUAUUCCGAAAAGGGAAUUUGUUAUUUUUUCGAAUUCAGAUGGCUUCCGUUGAUUCGACAAGCAUUCGGAGACUAUCACGAGACGCCAGUCAUUCUGGUCGGAAACAAGUCAGAUGGGACUUCCAAUAACACUGAUAAGGUGUGCUCACGAGCUUCUCGAGCAAACUCAAAUGACGAUCUAUUCAGAUUCUCCCAAUUAUGGAGUCCAACACGGAAGUAGAAACAUGUGUGGAAUGCUCUGCUCGCACUAUGAAAAACGUCUCCGAGAUCUUCUAUUAUGCUCAAAAAGCGGUAAUCUACCCGACAAGACCGUUGUACGAUGCGGACACGAAACAAUUGACGGACAGAGCGAGAAAAGCGCUCAUACGGGUGUUUAAGGUGCGCCGAGCCGCUCACUCCUCUUCGAAACAAACCCCUUUUAGAUUUGCGACCGUGACAAUGACGGUUAUUUGAGCGAUACAGAGCUCAAUGAUUUCCAGAAGCUCUGUUUCGGAAUACCGCUCACUUCUACAGCUCUUGAAGACGUGAAAAGAGCAGUGGCCGAGGGCUGCCCUGACGGCGUCGCUUGUGAUGCUCUAAUGCUCGCCGGUUUCCUCUACCUACAUCUUCUGUUUAUUGAAAGAGGAAGACACGAGACAACGUGGGCGGUUCUGCGUAAAUUUGGCUACGAAACGAAUCUAAAACUGGCGGAGGAUUACUUGUACCCGAGAAUUGGAGUUCCGGUCGGAUGCUCGACAGAACUGUCUCCGGAAGGCGUGCAAUUUGUGUCGGCUCUUUUCGAAAAGUAUGACGAGGACAAGGACGGAUGCCUAUCUCCCAGUGAACUUCAGAAUCUGUUCUCCGUGUGUCCUUCGCCAGUCAUCACCAAAGAUGUAAGAAGUCACAAUCAAUUUCACGAAAAACAAGCCUUAUUCAGAAUAUUCUGGCCCUCGAGACUAAUCAACGCGGCUGGCUCACUUAUAAUGGCUACAUGGCCUACUGGAAUAUGACGACCCUCAUCAAUUUGACACAGACAUUCGAGCAACUCGCGUAUCUCGGUUUCCCCGUUGGAAGGAGUGGACCAGGUCCUUCGAUCCCCCGCAAGACAAUGAUCAUUCUAACUUUUCAGGUCGUGCUGGAAAUACACUUGACUCGAUCCGAUUGACUCGCGAGAGAAAGAAGGAUCUGGAAAACCACGGAACCGACCGGAAGGUGUUCCAGUGCCUGGUAGUCGGAGCCAAGGAUGCAGGAAAGACAGUGUUCAUGCAGUCCUUGGCCGGCCGCGGAAUGACCGACGUGGCACAAAUCGGACGGCGUCACUCUCCGUUCGUCAUCAACAAAGUGAAGGUGAAAGAGGAGAGCAAGUACCUUCUGCUCCGUGAGGUCGACGUGCUCUCGCCCCAAGAUGCUCUCGGAUCCGGAGAGACUUCUGCCGAUGUGGUCGCCUUCCUUUACGACGUCUCCAACCCUGAUUCGUUUGCGUUCUGUGCAACGGUCUACCAGAAGUACUUCUACAGGUAACCCCCAGAUCGUUUAUAGAGAACGGUUUUGAUAUCUUUUCAGGACAAAGACGCCGUGCGUUAUGAUCGCCACAAAAGUGGAAAGAGAAGAAGUUGAUCAGCGAUGGGAGAUUCCGCCAGAAGAGUUUUGCAAGCAGUUUGAACUGCCGAAGCCGAUCCGAUUCACCAGCAACAACGUGAGCGCCCAUCCUUCCUUAUCGUUCCCUCCAACUGAUUGUUUCCAGAUUGGUCAGUCGUCCUCCCCGAUCUUCGAGCAACUCGCAAUGAUGGCUGUCUACCCUCACCUCCGUCGUCUCUUCUAUCUUAAUGACUCUAAUCUCCUGUCCAAAAUCACAUUCGGCGCUGCCAUCGUGGCACUUGCCGGUUUCUUAGUUCUCAAAAACUUGUAGACCCUUCCCUAUAAAGUCUCGAUCAGGUGCUCUCUAUGUUUAAUUAUUCAUUUUCGCCCGGGUCGCCCGCCAACUAUCCGAUUAGGAUUCUUCUAGCUCUCCGCAACUUCUCCCCUGUGUACAUCAGCAGCAUCUUUUCUUUCUUCUCUGUGCUCAUUUGUCUUUUGUACUCGUUUAUCUCCAUCUCCCUAUAAAUCUUGUGUUUAUUUCGUCAAGUUUCGCUUUUUUCAUGCAUGAUGUACACGCAGAAUAGAACCGCGACACAAUAGAACCGGCCACAAUAUAACUGUUUGGGGCGCCUUCUAAGCCUUUCUGUAGAAUAAUUGUUUCGUAGAAAAAGAUAAUUUUUGAAUCUCGUGAUCGAUUUAUUGCAUUCAUUAAUUUCACUUCCGUCGUGAUCCCUCUUCUCUACGGUAACGAAAACCCACAGAAAAUAAUUUUAUUGUACUAUCAAAAACGAAAGGAAACCAAUUUUCUAGGUAUAAACUGUGGUCUCCAGCUUAAUUGUUCAAGAGACGAAACAUUUUAGUUAAAUGAAAAGAACGGACAAAAUGCUCAUAUAAAUACACAAAAACAGUUCUAUUAUGUCGCGGUUCUAUUGUGUCGCGGUUCUAUUCUGCCCUGUUCUAUUAUGUUGGACCGUCUCCAAAACUUGAUAUUUUCUGAGUAGACCUGCCUUUGGUAUACGCACAGAAAGUGCGCUCCACUGAAUGGCGAAUCGCCAUGGCGUUGCAGCGCCAAUUUUAAAUGUGACCUUCCACUCGGGCGCGAUUCUCCAGGAGCGGAACAGCUGGCAGUUCGAUCUCAUUUGUCAUUCAUUUCAUUUCGGUCUCUCAUUCUCUCUUGCAAUUCUCCAAAACUCCCGCUCUUUCAGGUUUUGGCACACACUUCUCCUCGACUUCCUUCGUCGCCAUAAUGCUCCGCUCGAAAGCCGAGAAUGUGCAACCGCACCCGGCCCCAGGUAUGCUCAUCGAACAUUUGUUUGGAAACGCCUUCUCCCCCCAGACGUCAAAAAGCGGAGACAGAUAAUGCUCGUCCAAAACGAGUCGGCUUCGGAGAAGUCGAUCCCGGAGAACUCGGUGUUCGCCAUCUGCCCAACAAGGUCCAACCGUCCGAAAGUCGGGAACAAGGCGCCAAAGAAAGCUGCCAACGCCGCUAACCUGAAAACGGGAGAGUACGAUUUCGAUAAAGAGGAAGGAUACCAAUUCGUGGAGCUUGCGACCGAUAUCUUUCACUACUACAGGUCGAGAGAAGUAAGCCGUCUGCUAUAGAAAUCUUGGAAACACUUUUUCUCUUUCAGGAAGUGUUCCGUCUCCAUCCCUUCCUCCAUCGUCAUCCGGAAAUCGACGUGAACCACCGGGCAAUCGUCAUUGACUGGCUCGUCACGGUGCAAGAGAUCUUUGAGCUUUGUCAUGAGACGCUGUACAACGCUAUAAAGAUCGUGGACAUGUACCUCGCCAACACCACCUACUGCACGAAGGAAAAGCUCAGGCUCAUGUCGGCAGUUGCCGUCUUGCUCGCCUCGAAGUUCGACGUCAGUCUUUGUUGCUGUUCGUGUUGUUUCUGAGACUUGUUUUGCAGGAAAAGGCGGUUCGGAAGGUGGACGAGUUCCUGUACCUGCUUGACUAUUCGUUCAGUCGCGAGUUCUUUCUCGCUGGCGAACGUGAAAUGUUCAAGGUCGUGGGAUUCGACCUCGGAGCGCCGUCGAGCUACCGCUAUCUGCGUCGUCUGGCCCGUGUCAAUCGGGUCUCGAUCGCCGACCUGACGGUGGCGCGCUACGUACUCGAGACGACACAGCUCGUCUACGAGUUCUGCAUGGUCUCUUCUUCAAGAUUAGCAGCUGCUAGUUUCGCCCUUGCCAUGAAGAUGAUUGAUCCCACUUUUGUCUGGGGCGAGGUGUCGAAGAACUAUUCUGGCUACACGGCGGACCAGGUGGAACCCCUAGCCGAGCACAUCAACCACGCACUGCACUACGUCACCAACAAGUGGAAGCAACUGAAGAACAUCCGCAGAAAGUACUCCCAUCCGUAUGUGCUCUUUCUUCCUUGUCUCUCACAGUUACUCAUUUCCAGAGUUUUCUACGAAGCCGCCCUUGUUCCCCUCCUACCGGACACUCUCGCCCACAAACGGGGACUGGCGCUCCCGAAAUUCUCCUUCCCAUAA